AGAAUAAGUCAGUAGAAUAACUACCUAGAUAAUAAAUGACAUGUUCCCUGUGGGCUUCUGUCACAGUGGUAGAGAUUUUCUUGUCCACCAUACAACGUACAGACUGUUAUCUAUUACUGUUUGCUUGUAACGUGUUUUUAGUAUUAUGCACGUCGCAUAAUAAUAUGGCAAGAAGAGAGCAAAGUCUACUAUACUAUAACGUCACAAUACUAGUCGUGUCAGUGUCGCGGCGGACGUUUGAGAACAAGCUGGGUUUUUCCCACUCUAUACGCGGUGUUUGGUGACUCUCUGAGAGAAAAGUAGGCUGAUAUUUUCAACUGCAAAAUUCUUCUACGAUAUUUGUUCUAUUUCUACAGCUGUUUGAACACUUUGAGCCCAGAAUUCCUGCUGAUAGUUGUUAAACAUACGCAGAUAUUUGCAGACGGUUUAAUCAGUGAGAACUUUACAUUUUGAAACAGUUUUUUCAUCAAAAACUGAUACAAGAACAAUAAAAUGGCACCAGGAAAAGCACCAGCGAUUGGGAUUGAUCUGGGUACCACCUAUUCUUGUGUUGGGGUCUUUCAGAAUGGGAAGGUAGAGAUCAUUGCUAACAAUGAAGGAAACCGAACCACACCCAGUUAUGUUGCCUUCACAGAUACAGAAAGAUUGAUCGGUGAUGCUGCAAAGAAUCAGGUGGCAAUGAAUCCCAAGAACACAAUCUUUGAUGUCAAACGUCUUAUUGGGAGGAGAUUCACAGAUGACAACGUGCAAUCAGACAUGAAGCACUGGCCUUUCACCGUCAUCAACAAAGGAGGCAAGCCAAUGCUACAGGCAGAGUACAUGGGAGAACAGAAGACAUUGGCUCCAGAAGAAAUUAGCUCGAUGGUCUUGACCAAGAUGAAGGAGACAGCUGAGGCUUAUCUUGGCCAGCAGAUCACCGAUGCCGUCAUCACUGUUCCCGCUUACUUCAACGAUGCACAGCGACAGGCGACGAAGGACGCAGGUGUGAUCGCUGGCCUCAACGUCCUCAGAAUCAUCAACGAGCCCACCGCUGCCGCUCUAGCUUACGGACUCGAUAAGAAGCUGAAGGGGGAGCAACAUGUCCUCAUCUUCGAUCUCGGUGGUGGUACGUUCGAUGUCUCGAUCUUGGUUAUCGAUGAAGGUAUCUUCGAAGUAAUUUCGACAGCCGGUGAUACACAUCUCGGAGGAGAAGACUUCGAUGACAGACUAGUCCAUCAUCUUGCCGAGGAGUUCAAGCGAAAGCAUAAGAAAGACAUGAGUUCCAACCAAAAAUCGCUUCGUCGCCUCCGCACAGCAGCGGAGCGAGCAAAGAGAACACUGUCAAGCAGUCCUUCGGCAAACAUCCACGUUGACUCACUCUACGAAGGUAUCGACUUCUCCACCAGUGUCAGCAGACUACGCUUCGAGGAGCUGUGUUCAGAUCUCUUCAGAAAGUGUCUCCAGCCAGUGGAGAGGGCCAUCAUUGAUGCUAAGAUCGACAAGAACAAGAUUGACACCGUGGUACUUGUCGGUGGAUCAACACGAAUCCCGAAGAUCCAGAAGCUUUUCCAGGAAUACCUCAACGGCAAGGAUCUGAACAAGUCUAUCAAUCCUGAUGAAGCUGUCGCCUAUGGUGCUGCUGUCCAAGCUGCCAUCCUAUCUAAUGACCCAAGCGAAGAAAUCAAAGACGUUAUUCUAGUCGAUGUGACCCCUCUCUCUCUUGGCAUUGAAGUAAAAGGAGGUGUGAUGUCAAAGCUCAUUGAUAGGAACACAGCAAUCCCUACAAAGGCAGCCGAAGAUUUCGUUACUACUGCUGACAACCAGCUUGCCGUUACCAUCAAAGUGUUCGAAGGGGAAAGAGCUAUGACUAAAGAAAACAAUCGACUUGGCCAGUUUCGGUUUUCCGGUAUCCGUCCUGCACCUCGGGGCGUCCCUAAGAUCGAAGUCUCUUUCGACAUCGACGCCAACGGCGUCAUGGACGUCACUGCCAAGGACAAAAGCACGGGUCGUAGCAACAAGAUCACCAUCACCAACGAUAGAGGAAGGAUAUCUAAAGAUGAAAUCGAGCGCAUGAUCAACGAUGCCGAGAGAUUCAAGGCCGAAGACGAUGCUCAGCGAGAACGCAUCGCGGCCAGGGACCAACUCGAGAGCUUUGCCUACAACGUCAAGUCCGCAAUCAAUGACGCAUCGGUAGAGCGCCAGGUCAGCUCCAGCGACAAGGAUUUCGUAAUAAAAGCAUUUGAUGACGUCAUCACUUGGAUGGAUAACAACUCUUUGGCAAAGAAGGAAGAAUUGUCGUUCAAGUUGAAAGAGUUGCAGAAGACAUGCUCUCCCAUCAUGGCUAAGUUACACGCAGGCAGUAACUCAGGUUACCCGGGACAAUAAGCCAACUCAUCGUAAUCAGGCAGUGGUGGGCCUACUAGUGAUGAAAUGGAUUAAAUGACAGCCGUCAUCAUGGAAUUCCUUUUACAUUUCAGGCCAAGUGUAAUUUUAACCUUAACUUUGACAAAUCAGAUCCAAAAAUAUAUUUUAUAUUAUAUUAUAAUUUAACAUCAACUGUUAAAACUGACGAAAUUUUUGUUAAUAUGCUUUAGAAAAAUAACUGUAUAUCUUAUUCAAUUAAUGUUCUAGAUGACUAGUCAUUUGAGUACUUUUUCUCCUUUAAUGUAAUUGUAUAGCUAUCUCAUGGCAGAGUAUAUCUACCAUUCAUCAAGGUAGUCUAGAAAUGUUGGAGUAAUUAACUAAAAAUGAUAUUUCCCUCCAAUAUAUUGCUUAAUUUGCAUAGUACCCUUAUCCUUCAAUAUUUGAAUUAUGGGACAUUAGCAUGGGGCAACUCCUCCAAAAAUCAACUGUAUAAAUUAUUGUUGCUACAAAAGAGGGCAAUGAGAAUAAUUUGUCAUAAGAACAGAUUAGUCCGUUCAGAUCAAUUGUUUUAUUGCAUUAUUGCUUUAAAAAUAUUUGAUUUACAUAAUCUGCGUCUGGGUUUUAUUGUGUAUCAACUGAAUCUGGACGAGUUGCCUCAUGCAUUAACUUUGUUGUUCAAAAAAACCCGAGAGAUUCCUCGAUUACCCAACAAGACAAUCUUCUUAUUACCAUAUUCCAAUGUUAAAAACUCUUUGUCUAAAGAAAACUUUAAUCGGCUACGCUGGCCCGAUCUUUUGGAAUUCUCUUGAUUAGUCUCACCAAGUCUGUUUGCAUUUAAACGUAAUCUGAAGUUAAAGCUACUUUUAAAGAAUCAAUGUAACACUUUGCGGUCUCCUGCACUUUUCCAACAGAAUAGUUCGGAUAAUACUUUAAAUUUAUGAUUAUA
Messenger RNA from Strongylocentrotus purpuratus (purple sea urchin), 3289 nucleotides. Its product is annotated as heat shock 70 kDa protein IV-like. Gene Ontology annotation, cellular component: cytoplasm. Lineage: Eukaryota; Metazoa; Echinodermata; Echinoidea; Camarodonta; Strongylocentrotidae. Gene Ontology annotation, molecular function: misfolded protein binding; ATP binding; heat shock protein binding. The transcript is spliced from 2 exons. Gene Ontology annotation, biological process: protein refolding; cellular response to unfolded protein. The record is from RefSeq and is a predicted model, not a curated record. The coding region runs from base 493 to 2364 and encodes 623 amino acids.